This is a messenger RNA of Nipponia nippon (crested ibis), 1581 nucleotides long. NCBI's taxonomy places the organism in Eukaryota, Metazoa, Chordata, Aves, Pelecaniformes, Threskiornithidae. The record is from RefSeq and is a predicted model, not a curated record.
AUGCUCAGGAGAUUGUUGCGGGCGAUGGUGGUGCUGAUAGACCGGUGUUAUAUUACAAUACAAAUCAUAAUUCCUGUUUCACAAGUCCUGCUGUGCGUUUUAAGGAGCGCUUGGGCGGUCCGGCCCCAGUGUUAGUACAGCGCAGGCAGAGCGGCACGGGCGGCGGGAGCAUCGCCGGCCCGGGCUCCCUGGGCAUCGGGGCACCCACAGCCUCCCCGUGUCCCAGACUGGAGGAUAUUUGCCGGGUUUUUGCGGGCAGGACCACGUCAGAGCUGGAGGAACAUGGAUUUAGCCUCCGAGCGGCUGAAUGGCACAGGUCCCAGCAGAAGACGCAAAGCCUCCGUGGCGCUGGAGUCCUUCAAGCGGAUCGGCAUCCCCGUCCUGGCAGCGGCGCUCAGCCUCACCUGCCUGGCUACGGUCGGGUUCCUGGUUAAGGUUUACCUGGACUACUACUACUUCUUCUGCAAACAGCCCCUGAAGCUGGUGCCGCUGCAGCAGGUAUGUGACGGGCAGGUGGACUGUCUGCAGGGCGAGGAUGAGGCCAACUGUCCCCAGUGGGUCCCUGAGGGGCCACCAGCUGGUGCCCGUGUUUCCAAAGACAGAUCCAUCCUGCAGGUGCUUAACAGAAACACCGGAGCCUGGUCCUGCGUCUGCCACGACCACUUCGACCUGGUGCUGGCAAAAGCAGCCUGCGAGCAAAUGGGCUACAGGAGCACCCCCGCUUUCCGGGCGGCGGAGGUGGGCGCAGGGCAGCUCCUGCCUCCCCGCGAGGUCGUGCUGAGCAACGGCAGCCUCCAGAUGCCCGAGCCGGGCAGGAAAUGUCUCUCUGGAUCGGUUGUUUCGCUCUUUUGUUCCAACUGCGGGGAGAGCACGAGGACUCCGCGCGUGCUGGGCGGGAGCCCGGCCACCAUCAAGGCUUGGCCGUGGCAGGUCAGCUUGCAGUACAAGAAGGAGCACAUCUGCGGCGGCAGCAUCAUCGACCCCAGCUGGGUCCUGACGGCAGCGCACUGCUUCAAGAACAACCCCAUCGUUGAGAGCUGGCACGUGAAGGCUGGCUCCGACCUCCUCUCGGGCACGGCCACCCUCGCUGUGGAGAAGGUCUUCCUGGCUCAGGUGACGCCCGCGUCUCCCAAGGACAAUGACAUCGCCCUGGUGAAGCUGCGGUCUCCCCUACAUGUCUCAGAGAGCAGCAAGCCCAUCUGCCUGCCCUAUUUCGAUGAGGAGCUGGUGCCAGGCACAUCCCUGUGGGUGACAGGCUGGGGCUACACGCAGGAGCACGGCAAACUGUCGGAGACCCUGCAACAGGCGGAGGUGAAACUCAUAGACAGGGAGAGCUGCAACCGGGCCGCCUACCACGGGGAGGUCACCGAGAAGAUGCUGUGUGCCGGCCUGCCCCAAGGCGGGGUGGACACCUGCCAGGGGGACAGCGGCGGGCCCCUGCUGUACUCGGGCGGGCACUGGCAGGUGGUGGGCAUCGUCAGCUGGGGCCAGGGCUGCGGGACCCCCAGCACGCCCGGCGUCUACACCAGCGUCCGCGCCUACCUCAACUGGAUCUACGCCAUCCGGAGGUCGGAGCUCUGA